Molecule: messenger RNA, 673 nt
Organism: Clupea harengus (Atlantic herring)
Lineage: Eukaryota; Metazoa; Chordata; Actinopteri; Clupeiformes; Clupeidae
Product: annexin A11-like
Exons: 1
Coding region: 101-673 (190 amino acids)
Source: RefSeq, a predicted model, not a curated record
GAAAGGACAAGGAGGGGUAAGGACAUCAGAGACAGUACCAAAAGUGAGUGAAGAAGUCUAUUCACACAGAGAAACAAAAAGAGAAAAUAAAAAAAGAAGGAUGGAAUACAAAGCAGGGUGGAACCCAGAUGUGACUUCGACUUCGACGCCUCCGUCUGCGCCUCCGCGUUGCCCGGACGGGGACGGGUACCUCACAGGCCCACCUCCACCUUACCAGGACUGGCAUGGGCAUCCGUCAGCGCCGCCUCAGUACGGUGGUGCAGGGCUCCAGCAGCCCUGUGUUGGAGUGUACCCUCCUCCAGGAGGCAUGCCUUCUCCCUGGGUACAUAACUCCAGUGGGGCUGCGUCUCCGGUCCCCCCUGAUAAAUUCAGUCCUCUCCACGGACAGCAGCCCACCGUUGCGUACCAGCAGCAGGUGUAUACAACCCAGGCACCACUGGAGGUCCCCCUGCCCGACUACUUGGCUUAUUCCAUCCUCACCACGAUCUGCUGCUUCCUGCCUCUCGGUGUGGCUGCCCUGAUGUAUUCAUUUUUUGUAAGUAUGAGCUUCUUGGAGCAGGUCCUGCUGCUUAUUCGCUUUACGAAUCCUGAUUGGUGGAAACUCCAACAUCUCAUUUAUCCGGUCGCCCAAUCUGAAAAGCUGUGUCUUCUGACGCUCCUUGUCUUCAUAUGA